Hemibagrus wyckioides is the source of this 3232-nucleotide messenger RNA. It is a transcript of the gene cybb, whose product is annotated as cytochrome b-245 heavy chain. NCBI's taxonomy places the organism in Eukaryota, Metazoa, Chordata, Actinopteri, Siluriformes, Bagridae. Gene Ontology annotation, cellular component: NADPH oxidase complex; plasma membrane. Bases 111 to 1805 code for a protein of 564 amino acids. The record is from RefSeq and is a predicted model, not a curated record. The transcript has 13 exons. Gene Ontology annotation, biological process: superoxide anion generation; defense response. Gene Ontology annotation, molecular function: superoxide-generating NAD(P)H oxidase activity.
CUCUGUCAAGCUGAUUCAACUUCCUCCAUUACUCCCUGCCUUAUAUACUAAACACCUUUCACUUCUAUGUCUCUUUUACACACACACACACAAUCACAUGUUCUUUCAGCAUGGGCAAUUUUGCUGCAAAUGAAGGACUCUCCAUCUUUGUUAUUCUGGUAUGGCUUGGAAUCAACGCUUACCUCUUUGUCGAAUUCUACAGGGCAUUUCUGGUCGAACGUUUCUUCUACAGCAGGGUCAUCCUCGGGCAUGCACUGCCGUGGGCAAGAGCUCCAGCUGCGUGUCUGAACUUUAACUGCAUGUUGAUCCUCCUGCCUGUAUGCCGAAACCUUCUGUCCUUCCUGCGAGGCACCAUACAGUGUUGUAGCCGUACAGCUGCUCGUCAACUUGACAGAAACAUCACUUUCCACAAACUGGUGGCCUACAUGAUCGCCUUCCACACAGCCGUGCACACCAUUGCUCAUCUGUUUAAUUUCGAGCGUUUUGAGUCUGCACAGCGGGAAGAAAAUAACACAUCACUGGCCCAUGUUCUGUCUCUAAUUGGAAACAAGAAUAAUGAGUCUUACCUCAACCCCAUCCGGACAAAGGAGACAAGCCAGAUCAUUGUGAUGUUCACCACGAUCGCAGGACUGACAGGCGUAGUAAUCACCCUCGCCCUCAUCCUCAUCAUUACCUCCUCCAUGGAGGUCAUUCGCAGGUCCUAUUUUGAGGUGUUCUGGUUCACCCAUCACCUCUUCAUCAUCUUUUUCAUCGGACUGGUGCUCCAUGGGGUCGGUCGUAUUGUACGAGGCCAGACCCUGGACGAUUUAAAACGACAUGCACCUCAAAACUGUAGCAAGCGGUUUGAGAGAUGGGGCCUUGACAGUGACUGUCCUGUACCCCACUUCGCUGGAAAUCCACCAGGGACAUGGAAGUGGGUCCUUGCACCGAUGAUCUUGUACGUGUUCGAGAUGCUCAUCCGAUUUUACCGCUCAAGGCAGAAGGUGGUUAUCACUAAGGUAGUGAUGCAUCCAUCCAAGACGCUGGAGCUGCAGUUGAAGAAGAAAGGCUUUAAGAUGGAGGUGGGUCAAUACGUCUUCAUGAAGUGUCCAUCCAUCUCGCACCUGGAGUGGCAUCCAUUUACCCUGACCUCCGCUCCUGAGGAAGACCACUUCAGCAUUCACAUCCGUAUUGUUGGAGAUUGGACAGAUGCCCUGUACAAGGCAUGCGGCGGGGACAAGACCGGAGUUCAGGAAGCCUGGGAACUUCCAAGGGUGGCAGUGGACGGCCCCUUCGGUACGGCGAGUGAGGAUGUGUUUCGCUAUGAGGUGGUCAUGCUGGUGGGUGCAGGCAUCGGUGUUACUCCCUUUGCAUCCAUCCUCAAGUCUGUGUGGUACAAAACUGUCCAGCAAAACACCAACGUGUUCACCAAAAAGAUCUACUUCUAUUGGCUGUGUCCAGAAACACAGGCGUUUGAAUGGUUUGCAGACUUGUUACAGUCCCUGGAGCGGCAGAUGAACGAGAAACAAAUGAGCAACUUCCUUAAUUACAACAUUUACCUCACUCGCUGGAAGGAGACAGAGGCUGCUCAUUUCCGAGUUCACCAUGAAGCAGAAAAUGACCCCAUCACUGGCCUGAAGCAGAAAACUCUGUAUGGAAAACCCAACUGGGAGAAUGAGUUUAACACUAUUGCUACCACUCACCCAGGGUCUAAAGUCGGGGUGUUUCUCUGUGGACCAGGUCCUCUGGCAAAAGCUUUAGAAAAACAAUGUAUCAGCCAGUCACAGGCUGGAGUCAAGUUCAUUUUCAACAAGGAGAACUUCUAAACUUAGAUAAUGGAUAGUGGAUACGACACUCAAAUAAUCAAAUCUCAUAUGUAGUGUGUGUGCGAUUACUGCAGAAGAAGAAAAAAAAUCUUUUUAUUCAAACUUUAUGGGUAGCCUCUGAACUGGAACAUCAAUAUGUUUCUAAUAUGUGGUCCAGGAUUUCAAUAUUGGAGCGAUUUGGAUGUGUUUACUAUAAGCUUCCAGAGUCACCAGAGUCCUUCCUCUGUAACUGUCAUUGAAAAUGAUAAUUUUCCUAUAACAGCACAUCCUGAGUUCUUUUAUUCCUCAUAUAUGACAACAAUUUACUAACACAAGAACUAAAAAUGGCACAUCACACAUUUGAUCCAGUUAUAGUGAAAUUUCCUGUUUAGUUCCUGUUAUCACUUACCUUAUAACAGCUAUAAACUUUUUUCCUCUCUGUUGAUUGGCCACAAAACAAAAAAAUAAAACUUCCUUCUAAAUAAUCAUCUUCACAUAAAACUCACAGAUCAAAAUCCAUUAACAUUAGAGCCGUCAGAGCUGGAGGUAUAGAAAAGAAAAAUAUGUCAGUUUUGAGUAAACCGUAUUUCUUUUCUUUCUUUUGUACAGAAAGUGUGUUGAAAUGACACAAAGUCAUUUUUUUUACAUUCCUACUGUUGCCACUUGCUUAUUAGAGAUCACUUUAAAUCUAAAAAUUUCUAUUUUAUAUCCUGAAUUAAUAUAUUUCUGUAAAGCGGCUUUGUGUCAAUAUCCAUUGUUAAACGCUCUAGAGAAAUAGAAUUGAAUUGAAAUUCUAACCUGUGGUCGUCACAUGCACUACAUUGUGACAGAUGAUGCAUAAAGUUUCAAAAGAAUGAAAGAAAGAUUGAAUGAAAAAUAAACUCCUAUAAAGGUGUGAUGAGGCGAAAGAAUGACUGCAUGAAAAGGUGUGAAUUAUGAAGCUUUUGCUUGCAAUAGGAGAUUGAAUAGCUGUAAUGUUGAUAUAAAUGGCUCAAAGAUCAUAGCUUUGCACUGAUGUGCUGUAUGUUCGCUAUGAAAUUUAUAGCUAAUGCUUUCUUCACGUUUUUAACUCCACUUAAGUACUCAAGAGGCUUUCUUUUUCUUUCUUUCUUUCUUUCUUUCUUUCUUUCUUUCUGUUGCCUUAUAUAAGGUACACUAUAUCAACCAUCACAAUACAUUCUGCUAGAUGAUAUAUGUACCAAAUGAGACUGGGACUUACAAAUUUCAUGACAUUUGGGCAAAAAAUAAUUAAAUUAAUUAAUUAAAAUAAAAUAAAAUAUCCAAAAGACUUUUUUUUUAUUUCUUCUAACAUUGUGAAAUCAAAUUGUGAAACGAUUUUGUGGAAAUGUUUUUAGAAAUAGCUGCCUGGUGUUGUAUUUCCUCUUUCCUCUGCUGUUGUAGUAAGUAGGAAGCAAACCGGACAAAUCUCAAUAAAAGUUUAAACAAGU